This is a messenger RNA of Gossypium arboreum, 1331 nucleotides long. RefSeq names its product F-box/kelch-repeat protein At2g44130-like. The transcript has a single exon. Gene Ontology annotation, biological process: regulation of phenylpropanoid metabolic process; negative regulation of cytokinin-activated signaling pathway. NCBI's taxonomy places the organism in Eukaryota, Viridiplantae, Streptophyta, Magnoliopsida, Malvales, Malvaceae. The record is from RefSeq and is a predicted model, not a curated record. Gene Ontology annotation, molecular function: protein binding. The coding region runs from base 86 to 1123 and encodes 345 amino acids.
UUAUAAAGAAGAGAUGGAUGAUAGCUUUGUUUUCAAUGUUUCAAUGGCAUUUCACAAAAGCUAAACCCUCUUAAAACUUUAAGAAAUGAAGACAUUUGAGUUUUCAACCGAGUUGCUUCCGGGUUUACCUGAAGAACUUGGUCUUGAGUGCUUAUCUCGGCUACCCUACACAGCUCACAGACUCGCCUCCCGAGUUUGUCAUCGAUGGCGGGAAUUGCUCCAAAGCCUAGAUUUUUAUUACCACCGAAAAAGGUUAGGCUACACCCAGAAACUCGCUUGCUUGCUUCUAGUCUUUAAUAGUGCAAUCCAGAAUGGACCUAAAAACCCGAGUGUAUCUGUAUCAUCGAGUUAUGGAAUUGCUGUGUUCGACUCGGUGAGUCAGAGUUGGGAUAGACUCGCCCCGAUUCCCAAGUACCUAAACGGGUUGCCUUUGUUUUGCCAAUUAGCAAGCUGUGAAGGUAAGCUUGUGGUGAUGGGCGGGUGGGACCCGGUGAUGUACGAUCCGGUUACUGAUGUGUUCAUCUACGAUUUCGUGACUCAGCAAUGGAGACAAGGGAAGGAUAUGCCUUCAAAAAGAUCCUUCUUUGCAAUCGGGGCAUGUGGAGGUCGGGUUUUUGUUGCGGGCGGGCAUGACGAGAACAAGAACGCGUCAAGAACCGCUUGGGUUUACGAUCUGAGAACGGACGAGUGGACUGAGUUGGGGGAGUUGAGUCAAGACCGAGACGAAUGUGAAGGUGUAGUGAUUGGGGAAGAGGAGUUCUGGGUGGUGAGUGGAUACAGAACGGAGAGCCAAGGUCAAUUUGAUGGAAGCGCUGACGUGUACGGGUUCAAGUCGGAACAAUGGAGACGGGUGGAAGGGGUUUGGGAACCGGGUCGAUGCCCGAGAUCGUGUGUGGGGAUAGGGGAAGAUGGGAAAUUGCUGAAUUGGGCAGAGAUCGACCCGGGCGUUCGGGUCAGAGCAUCUGGGGGGAGGGUUUUGGUUACCGGGUCGGAGUAUGGAUGUGGUGCGCUUGGGUUUUACACGGUGGAAACGAAGGAAGGGCAAAACAGUAAAAUGGAGAAUAUCAGUAUGCCUAAUGAGUUCUCUGAGUUUGUUCACGCAGGCUGCUAUGCAGAAAUCUGAUGGGGUUGAGGUAAAAUUUUGAUAUAAUUUUGGUUUUGGUCCUCAAAAAUAUGUAAUUCAUUCAGCUGGGAUUUCUUUUCCCGGAUACUGUAAAUUUUUGAAUUUGAUGCGUGGUUAUCAUGAUACAUACAAGCAGCUGUUGAGUUGAUGUAGUCUGCAUAAUAUUUUAGGCUAAACUAUAAAAAUAAUUAUUUUUAUUUACUUUAAA